Messenger RNA from Parnassius apollo (apollo), 384 nucleotides. Lineage: Eukaryota; Metazoa; Arthropoda; Insecta; Lepidoptera; Papilionidae. The record is from the annotation of a GenBank genome assembly.
AUGGUUUUGAAUGAAGAUGUAAAAACAAAAGGAGAUUCGUUCAUUUUUAACAAUAUAAGAAUAUGUGAUUGUCACUUUGAGGAAUUUUACCGUUCUGCAAGUAAACGACUUACCAGAAAUGCAGUACCAACUUUGAACUUAUCUUCAACUUCGCCAAUAGUGCUUCAACCUUCAUCUUCUGUUGAGACUGAAAUGUAUAUUGAUAUGCAAAUAGGAGACAACUUAGAGCCUUUCAAGUUGCCAUAUCCGAAACAAAAACUACUUCCUAGAGGCAUAAACGAGACCAUAAUGAAACAAUUAGCUAAAACUGUGAAAAAGUUGCCUGAUGAAAAAAAGCUGUGUACAUUAAUUUUUGAUGAGGUGGCAUUGACUCCAGGACUUUAA